This is a messenger RNA of Pseudoliparis swirei, 2579 nucleotides long. It is a transcript of the gene tnip2, whose product is annotated as TNFAIP3 interacting protein 2. Gene Ontology annotation, molecular function: K63-linked polyubiquitin modification-dependent protein binding. NCBI's taxonomy places the organism in Eukaryota, Metazoa, Chordata, Actinopteri, Perciformes, Liparidae. The record is from RefSeq and is a predicted model, not a curated record. Bases 365 to 1759 code for a protein of 464 amino acids. The transcript is spliced from 6 exons. Gene Ontology annotation, biological process: regulation of transcription by RNA polymerase II; cellular response to lipopolysaccharide.
GCAGCACCACUAUUUAUUUAUGUCUUCUUCUUGUUUCUUCCUCCAGCCGUUUAGCGGUAAUCUAAUUUACAACUUCUUUUAGCUCGUAUUCCACAUUUUCUUUUGUGUGUGUGUGUGUGUGUGUGUGUGUGUGUGUGUGUGUGUGUCUUUUGAGAGCAGGCAGGGCUCAGUUUGACGAAGCUCGAAAAAGUCCGCGGGGAAGUUCCCUAGGAAAUCCCCCUAGACGGCGCGGGGAUAUUAUUGUGCGCCAAAGCGUCGACACAAUUGACCUCCUCCGGUCCGUGGCGAGAGUCGCAGAGGGCUUGUUGUCAAAUGCUGGAUUACGAAAAGAAGCGAACCUCCUCAACGCAAAAACCCCAAAGCAAUGGACCGCGUCGCUUCGAACGCCUCGGAUAGCGCCGCCGUGAAGCUGCGCAGCUGCAGCGCGCUGAACACUCUGCACCACGAGACGCGCCAGGAAAUCGAGCUGCUCAACAAACAGAUUUGCGUCAAGGACAAUAUUAUUGCGGAUUUAAAAUCGAGGCUGGGCAGAUAUGAGCGCAUCUGCAUGGCCGUGGGGGACAACGAGUCGGUGGUCAUCGGGCCGUCCAAGUCUCUGCUGGAGAGCCUGUGCAAAGAGAUCCUCAAGCUGAAGCAGAAGCGCAGCGACGGGGAGCUCAAGGCGUCGCGACAGACGGAGGAGAUCCAAAGGCUGACCGUGCAGCUCCGAGAGAAGGAGCUGGAGCUGGAGAGAGUCAGGUGUCAGCCGGACCACGAGAAGGACCAGGAGGUCCACCGGCUGCGGGCGGACCUGGGGGAGCGGGAGCGGGCCGAGGCCACGCGGGCCGUGCUCUGCACCUCCCUGGCGGAGGAGGCUGACCAGCUGCGCGGCCAGCUCGGCGUGACGGUGAAGGUGUGCCAGGAGCUGCUGGCCAGGCUGGAGACGGAUAAGAAGGGGGGAGGAGGAGGAGGAGGAGGAGGAGAGGAAGAUGUGGCUCAGCAGCAAAAGUCGAAGGAGAUGCCGGAGUCCUCGGACGUGAGUGGUGCGAACGCCCAAAUCUCUCAACUCCAAGAGGAGAAUCAACAGCUAAAGCAGCGAGUGGCAUAUGUCCAACGUCUGAAUUCUCAGUGGCAGAAGUAUGACUCCAGCAGGGAGGACUACAUCCGAGGGUUAUGUCAGAGGCUGAAGGAGACCUCGGGGCCGGGGCUCGGCUCGAUAAGCACCGGUUUGCUUCAACGGGAGAUUUCCCGGCUCAACGACUUACUCGAGGAGAAGAUGAGCGAGUGUGCGCGGCUGAGUGACGAAGUGGAGGAGAUGAAGAGGCACUACAAAGAGCGCAUCCAGACUCUGGAGCAGCAGGUCCUCAUCUACGCAGACGACUUUAAGUCCGAGCGCGCCGACCGGGAGCGAGCACAGGGCCAGAUCCAAGACCUGAAGGAGCAGAUCUAUCAGUUGAAACAGCAGCGACACAAAAAGGGAGCGAGCAGAGAGAGCAGAGAAGUGGUGGUUCCCAUGUGCCGCGUGCACAUCGGGCACAGGAUCACCCCGCGGCGACACAAGGACUCUCCCGACUCUCCUCUGUUGAGGACCGCGGCCGAGCUGCAGCAACAGCCCGCCGCCGCCGCCGCCGCCGCCAUCGCAGCGGCAGCCACGCCGAGCCCCGCGUGGAGCGAGCGGCCCGGCCUCUCGGAGCUCCAGUGCCCUCGAUGCUUCGCCACAUUCAGCGACACGGACGCCGCAGAGUACAUGAACCAUUGGGAAGAGUGUGCCAGAAUAUAAAAACGGAGCGGAGACUCGUUUUUUUCUUUUCUUUUCUUUUUUUUUUCGUGCGGGGGGAAAAGACACUUAUCACUCGCUGACGGUAAUCGAACACUGAACGGCAGCACUACACGGCUAAAAAAACAACAAGCAGAGUGGAGUUUCCGAUUCGGAGAGACUCGACUACAAAUGAGACGACUGACUUGAGACGUUCGUUCGUCGCGGAGCAAAACUGCACAACCCAAAGUUCCCCCGGUGCAGAGUCCGGUUCUGAGUGUUCUCCUGUGGCGCUGCAGGAGAUUACUGUGGUGGGAAAGUGGAUGUCAAAGCAAUAUAUCAAAUAUCAUAUACCUCAAUGUGUCCAAUUACAAACCUGUUUGCACUUUCUUGACAUUUUAGCCAAAAACUGAAUCGUAGAAUCGUACGAUUUAAGACGCAUAAGCUUCUUAUUUUGAAAAAUGUGGUGCUAUUAUUAUUUUUUUCUUUACAUAUUCUGUCCUGUAAAUUAUAUAUUCUUAACGAGAGAUUUUAAAAUAUAUUACUAUAUUAAUAUUUAUUCAUGUUGCAUACAUAUUUGAAAAGGGCAAAGCAUUUUAAUGCAAUGCUUUUGAUGCCUUUUUGCCACCAAAGCCAUGAAAUAUUUGUUUCCUGGUACACUUUUAGGAUAAAAAAAUGUUUAUAUAUUCUAACUGGAAAAAAUAUAUGCUUUUGAUCCUUUUUUUUUUUUUAUGGCGUAUGUAAAGAUUGCAUCCCAACUGACAAUAAUAUACAGAUUUGUGGAGAUCCUGUGCCUGUUUCUCCUGAGCCACAUAUUUUUGUAAUAAAAUACUGUUUACCCGCA